AGUGUAUAAAUUUUCGUUUGAUUAAUCUUAAUAAUUUUUCCCAACUUUUGAUUACAAGUUUACAGAGAUGAAAACACGCAUAGUAACAGCAAAAGCGUGUAACCACUUUUCUCUAUCUCAAACCUUUUAAUCAGAUUUUUGCUAUUUCUCUGCUUGAUUAUUCCUUUUACAAGAUUUCUUGGACCUAAAGUACUGAAAAUUUUGCCCACUUUUUCUAAGGUGCUUAUUUUGGUACAAAUAUUGGACAGAUUCUUCUUACAGAUAUACACUCCAUUUUAAGACCUCGUAUCGUUCACACAAUUUACUGGGUUCUAUUUAAUUUAGUUUACAUCUCCAGACUUGAAUCUUGGAUUAAGGCUUGAUUUUGAUCGAUUUGUUUCAAUUUUUUUCUGGGUGUCUUCAAUUUCAUGUUGUAGAUGUGUUGUGUUUAAUUUUCGAUCUUGAAGAUUGAAAGAUGAAGAUGAAGCUCCGAAAAUCAGUUCUUUUCUUGCUGAUGACUGCGGUUCUUGCUCCUAUUGUUCUUUACACUAAUAAUCUUGGAACCUAUUACACUUCACCUUCUUCUAGGAAUGAAUUUCUUGAAGAAGUUUCAUCCUUUACAUUUGGUGGUGAAAUCAGGCCUUUAAAUAUUCUACCUCAGGAGUCUUCUGCAAUACUGAAAGAACCAUUGGGGGCUGUUUAUUCUGAUAAUUCAAUUCAAUCUGUUUUAAAUUAUUCUGAUGAUUCGAUCCGGGAGAAUUCGCGAAUCACAAGACAACUCACUGAAGAAUCGUUGAGCACUAGUGAUGGCAACAAGCAGGAUGUGGACAGGAAUCCGAUUAGACUGCUGGUGACUGAUACUGUGCACGAAGCUCGGACUGAUGGGGAAAGUUCAAAGAAUAUUGAAUUAGCUGGGGGAAAGGGAAGCGAUGAAGCAAAAAUUGAUCCCGAGAAAGAAAAUAAUUCUCAAAAUCCCGAGCACAUAUUGGUCAAUUCCUCUGGAGGAAAGGAAACAAAACACGUGCAACAUUCUUCCCGAAGGUCAACCAAAAAUAGUAGAAGAGAACAAGGGAAGACUACAACUGAAAAAGAGAAUGAACGAACCAUUUUGCUGGAUGCACGUGUUCGUCAUCUUAAGGAUCAGCUCAUUAGAUCCAAGGUUUAUCUUUCCCUCUCUUCGACUCGAAACAAUCCCCAUUUUAUAAGAGAGCUCCGUUUGCGUAUGAAGGAAGUCCUACGAGCAAUUGGGGAUGCAACCAAGGAUUCCGAGCUUCCAAAAAAUGCCAACGAGAAGUUAAAAGCAAUGGAGCGAACUUUGGCGAAAGGGAAGCAAAUACAAGAUGAUUGUGCUGCUGUGGUGAAGAAGCUACGUGCAAUGCUUCAUUCGUCCGAAGAGCAACUCCAAGCUCACAAGAAGCAGACCUUGUUUUUGACGCAUUUAACUGCCAAAACAGUUCCUAAAGGACUUCACUGUCUUCCUUUGCGCCUAUCAACUGAGUUUUUCAUGUUAAAUUCUUCUCGACGGCAUUUUCCGAAUGAAGAAAAAUUAAUAGAUCCCAAGCUAUACCAUUAUGCACUAUUUUCGGAUAAUAUAUUGGCUGCAGCAGUUGUCGUAAACUCUACUAUAACUCAUGCAAAGGAUCCUUCAAACCACGUGUUCCACAUCGUCACUGACAGGCUCAACUACGCUGCAAUGAAGAUGUGGUUCUUGGCAAAUCCACCAGGCAAAGCUACAAUACAGGUUCAGAAUGUUGAGGAAUUUACAUGGUUGAAUUCGAGUUACAGUCCGGUUCUUAAACAGUUGGGUUCUUCGUCCAUGAUUGAUUAUUACUUCAAGACUCACCGUGUUGAAUCCGAUCCGAACUUGAAAUUCAGAAAUCCCAAGUACCUCUCUAUCAUGAAUCAUCUGCGCUUUUACCUCCCAGAGAUCUUCCCGAAGCUCAACAAGGUAUUGUUCUUAGACGAUGAUAUAGUGGUCCAAAAGGAUCUCACGGCUCUUUGGUCACUUGAUCUAAAGGGGAAGGUGAUUGGCGUGAUUGAGACGUGUAGAGAUAGCUUUCACCGCUUUGAUCGUUACCUUAACUUUUCAAACCCUCUUAUUUCGAAAAUUUUUGAACCUCAUGCUUGUGGUUGGGCAUUUGGUAUGAAUAUCUUUGAUUUGAAGGAAUGGAGGAAGCAGAAUAUUACAGACGUGUACCACAGAUGGCAAAAUCUGAAUCACGACAGACUUCUAUGGAAAUUGGGAACUCUGCCACCUGGUUUGAUAACCUUUUGGAAUCACACUUUCACUCUUGAUAAAUCGUGGCACGUCUUGGGGCUUGGCUAUAACCCAAAUGUGCCUCAAAAGGAAAUCGAGCGGGCAGCAGUCAUACAUUACAAUGGCAACUUGAAACCAUGGCUGGAGAUCAGCAUAUCAAAAUUUCGGAACUACUGGGCAAAAUAUGUCGAUUACAAUCACCUAUAUUUGCGAGAGUGCAACAUCAAUCCAUAAAUGACCUACAAUUUCUCCUCCGGGGACGUCUUUCCGGAUGACAGCCCCCGUUUAGUUCACAGGUCCGUGCACUCUCGAUUAUCACGCAAUGCUGCUAGUUGUUACAUGAUUCUUUAUAUUUUAUGCGUAGUUUUGCUCCGUGUUAACUUUUUUGAACUCAUUUUCGAGUCACUCACAUUGUAAAUCACUGGUCCGGUAUAAUAAAUUUGUUAGAAGUGUCGGAAGCCAUGUAUUUGUUGUCUU
Olea europaea var. sylvestris is the source of this 2713-nucleotide messenger RNA. RefSeq names its product probable galacturonosyltransferase 4. NCBI's taxonomy places the organism in Eukaryota, Viridiplantae, Streptophyta, Magnoliopsida, Lamiales, Oleaceae. The transcript is spliced from 9 exons. The record is from RefSeq and is a predicted model, not a curated record. The coding region runs from base 455 to 2470 and encodes 671 amino acids. Gene Ontology annotation, molecular function: polygalacturonate 4-alpha-galacturonosyltransferase activity.